AUUUUAUAUUACUUCCGGUGUUGAUCAGUUGACAUUGGCAACAGUCGAUUUCCCGGAGUACGAAUGGUCGAGACACCAAAAUGGGUCGACCGAAGUAUUUCACACCUUCUGAAGUCGCUGUACACAACACAGUAGACGACCUUUGGGUAUCUUUCCUCGGAAAAGUGUACGAUCUUACCCCGCUAUGCGAAAAAUAUAAAGGUGAUGUUCUCCUAAAGCCCAUUAUUCAGUCAGCAGGAAAGGAUAUUUCACAUUGGUUUAAUCCUAAAUUGAAGGAUAUUCGUACCCACGUUGAUCCACUGACAGGCUGUGUAAUCCCAUAUUGUCCAAAUGGCCGAUUCGUCCAUAUCCCUCCUCCGUAUCCAGACAGCUUCUGGGCAAAUGACUUUGGUCGUCCAUGGUGGAAAGAUGAAGGGUAUCUCGUGGGAAUAUUGUCAAAGAAAACAAGAUCCAUCAAAAUUAUCAACACAUUAACAUCACAGGAACAAGUCAUAGAGGUGUGUUCAGAGGAAAUAAUGACAGAAAUUCUAGACCGAUAUAUCAAAUACAAUGCACAUGCAGCCAGCUACACAUGGAAAUACGAUGGCCGGAAUCUGGACAUGGCUAUGACGUUGGAAGAAAACCAGAUACCUGAUGAGGAUGAGGAAUUCUACAAACUCAGCAUGAAUGACGACACAUUUCUACAGGCCAUCCAUUUAUACUUCAACGAUGACCUCACAGAGGCAUAGUGUCCGCGGUUAUCUCAAAAAUUAAUUGUCAUCAUUCAAAGCAACAGAAGUAACAGUACAGUCUCCAGACAGAAUAUGAGAACACUGGAAAUGAUAACUAAAGACCAAACUAGGGGAAAAUAGAAAUCAGUCAAUAUAGAAAUAUUCCACACUAAAAUGUAAAAAUAAUGUUGAUAUAAUUAUAUAUGUUUUGUGUAAAAGAACUUUUAGCAGCUUCAGAUAUUCGUUAAUAUAAAUGUGAGCAUUACCUGUUUAAGAAGUAUACUGUACCAGUUACAGCAAUACAUGACUUACAAUUAGAUGAAUGAAUAUGUGAAGUACUUUGAUACAAAUACUACUGGGUUUAUAGUCACAUGAAUGCAUUAUACUGUGUAACACAUGGUGUGUGAGUACUUUACCAGAUUUAGAUUACAACUUGUACUACUGACACAUAUUUCAUAAUCUUCUAAUAGAUUAAAUCUGAAUUUAAAAGUCAGAUUAAAGGUUCAUACUGUUUUAGCAAUAAUAUUAAUGCUUUAAUGCAGUCUUCAAAACUGGUGAACAUUUAAUGAAA
This is a messenger RNA of Pecten maximus, 1281 nucleotides long. RefSeq names its product cytochrome b5 domain-containing protein 1-like. The coding region runs from base 81 to 728 and encodes 215 amino acids. The record is from RefSeq and is a predicted model, not a curated record. Lineage: Eukaryota; Metazoa; Mollusca; Bivalvia; Pectinida; Pectinidae. The transcript has 4 exons.